Molecule: messenger RNA, 1815 nt
Organism: Mus musculus (house mouse)
Lineage: Eukaryota; Metazoa; Chordata; Mammalia; Rodentia; Muridae
Gene: Sec22b
Product: SEC22 homolog B, vesicle trafficking protein
Exons: 5
Coding region: 120-767 (215 amino acids)
Biological process (GO): endoplasmic reticulum to Golgi vesicle-mediated transport; negative regulation of autophagosome assembly; vesicle-mediated transport
Cellular component (GO): synaptic vesicle; cytoplasm; endoplasmic reticulum-Golgi intermediate compartment
Molecular function (GO): SNAP receptor activity
Source: RefSeq, marked provisional
AGCGGGAAGCGGAGACGCCAGCGGCUAGCUGUUGGGGACCUCAGCCGGAGGUGUAACUGGCCGCCGCCGGAGAAGAAGGGACAGUGACUGAGGCGGCCUGGUCUCCGUAGCCAGGGAAGAUGGUGCUGCUGACGAUGAUCGCCCGUGUGGCGGACGGCCUUCCGCUGGCCGCCUCGAUGCAGGAGGACGAGCAGUCAGGCCGGGACCUUCAACAGUAUCAGAGUCAGGCUAAGCAACUCUUUCGAAAGUUGAAUGAGCAGUCCCCUACCCGAUGUACCUUGGAAGCAGGAGCCAUGACUUUUCACUACAUUAUUGAGCAGGGGGUGUGUUACUUGGUUUUGUGUGAAGCUGCCUUCCCUAAGAAGUUGGCCUUUGCCUACCUAGAAGAUUUGCACUCGGAAUUUGAUGAACAGCAUGGGAAGAAGGUGCCCACUGUGUCUAGGCCCUAUUCCUUCAUCGAGUUUGAUACCUUCAUUCAGAAAACCAAGAAACUCUACAUUGAUAGCCGUGCUCGGAGAAAUCUAGGCUCCAUUAACACUGAAUUGCAGGAUGUGCAGAGGAUCAUGGUGGCCAAUAUUGAAGAAGUCCUACAGCGGGGAGAAGCACUCUCAGCAUUGGAUUCAAAGGCUAACAAUUUGUCCAGUCUAUCUAAGAAAUACCGCCAGGAUGCGAAGUACCUGAACAUGCGCUCCACUUACGCCAAGCUUGCAGCAGUAGCUGUGUUUUUCAUCAUGCUGAUAGUGUAUGUGCGGUUUUGGUGGCUGUGAGAUGUGAACCUAGUCACUAGUAAGGGAGAACCUAGAACCCCGCAGUGUAUGUUUUCAGGAAACUGAGCUCACAGGGCUGUGUAUUAGAAUCCACGUGGAACUUCUGCCUCUAAAGACCUUGCAAGAAAAGACCUGUCCUGAAAAUGAAAGAUGGCGCCUCGUUUAAGGAAGCUUGACCCAUGUGGAAGUCUCUCUGGGACAGACUUUCUCUGGGUGCUGAGCUAUAUGUAUUAGGGAACAGUAGGUUGUCUGUUUUGUUUCUCUCCCUCCCAGUACAUGUGUGAGGCAGCAGAACUGGGGCAUUCUCUCUCUGAUGGAGCCAUCAGUGAGAUUUAAGGUAGCCAACCCAUUCUAGCAGCAUCCUGAAAUUCUGUCAAAGAAGGCGGCCCUCUGGGGAGUCCUAACUUUAAUCGACAUUCCUGUGUUGGUAGCAGUGUGAUUGACUUUCAAGUGAGACACAGUAUGUGAAGGUUCAUGAUGCACAGAUCCUAUGUGUUGGCCAUUGUAAGAAGUUAACUUUCGUUGUUUCCCUUUUAUAUUUUGCUUAUUGCACAGUUGCUUUGGAAUUAAAUCAAUUAUAUAAUAUGCCUUGAAAUUAUAUAGUAUUGCUUGACUAAAAGGAUGAAUUUUUUUUUUCUGUCAUUUACUCUUUGUUGUUUGUUUUUCUUUUCUUUUUGUUUUUUUUUUUGUUUGUUUGGUUAGUUUGUUUUGUUUUGUUUUGUUUUGUUGAGACAGGGUCUCUCUAGCCUCAGUUGUCCUGGAACUCAUGAACCAGGCUGGCCUUGAAAUGACAAAGAUCCACCUUCCUCUUCGUUUACUCUUUAACUCUCUUGGGACAUUAUUAUUUGGGACUGUUUGGUCUCUGUAGAGUUGGUGUAGCGCAGGGUAGUCAGAGGCCCUGCUUUACGAGAAGAAAGGCCCAGCUUAAAGCUCCAACUCUGCCUGCCCCUUCCUCCCACUUUGUCUAUGCGUUCCCAAUUCUUGGUUUUCUUUUUUUUUUUUUUUUUUUAUUACAUAUUUUCCUCAAUUACAUUUCCAAUGCUAUCCC